AUGGCUAUCCUAAUGACAAAUGGAAUGUUUAUCAUUGAUGAGAUCCAUUACGGUGGCAAGAUCUACAAGAACCUGAUUGGCGGUGGAUCACAUACUAUAGCUGGCGCAUGCAUCUGUUCAGAUUCCCCUGAGAUAUCCAAAGGCAUAAAAUGGAUUGUCGAUCGAGGCAGCGAUUUUCCAGAUAAAAUAACUAAGGAAUUGCAGCAGUGGGGAGCGGAUAUUCAUUUUAGAGACGAUUCCAGGAGACUUACAACAAGAGGGGAAAAUAUCUAUUGUGAUAAUGAACUUCGUGGUUUCAGGUACUUGACUGAGAAAAGAAGUAUAGAUGUCAAAGAUCUAGUUACCGAAUUUGGUGAAGAUGAAGUGAAGAACGUUGCUGCAUUCCACCUGAUUUGUUCCACUGAGAGGGCUGUAGAAAUAAUGGGACAACUUAAACAGCUACCUUUGAUGAGAUCACCAGUAUUCCUAUGGGAGCCUCUUCCUGAUAUCUGCAACGAAGUCCACCUUAAGAAACUGAUUGAAAUAAUGCAUAGAGAGGAAAAUAUUAUCCUGUCUCCUAAUGCUAAAGAAGCAGCUGGCUUUCUUGGAUAUAAUGAGCCAUUGGAUCUUGCAGGAUGCAAAACACUGAUUAAGAAAUUUGAUACGCUACUGAAAAACGAAAAUGCCAUGAUAUUACGAUGUGGGAAGCACGGAUCAUUAUCCUUGUCUCCAAAGAAUGAUAACAAACAGUUACGGUCGAUCCUUCAUUUCCCUGCAUACCACACAAAAACCCCUAAUAAAGUAUUGGACCCCACUGGUGGAGGCAAUAGCUACUUAGGCGGUUUCGCACUAGGUUAUGUUCUAAGCAAAGGCGACUUAUGCAUUGCUCAGAUAUUAGGGAACGUUGCUGCAGGUUGUAUUGUUGAGACUGUCGGUGUCCCUAAGAUGGUUUGCAAAAGAUGGAACGGUCUAUCAUUCAGGGAUAGGUUACACCACUACCUUACGACCUAUAAACUACAGUAUACGACGCAAAAUAUUCUGGCUGCUAUACAGUAUAGUUAG
This is a messenger RNA of Eremothecium cymbalariae DBVPG#7215, 1041 nucleotides long. RefSeq names its product Mak32p (gene MAK32). The transcript has a single exon. The record is from RefSeq and is a predicted model, not a curated record. The coding region runs from base 1 to 1041 and encodes 346 amino acids. NCBI's taxonomy places the organism in Eukaryota, Fungi, Ascomycota, Saccharomycetes, Saccharomycetales, Saccharomycetaceae.